AUUUUCAUUACGAAAGUGACGUAAGCAGAAUGGAAUAUGGCGGAGUUGGUGAAAUGGGCAGAUUUACCAACUGUUACAAUUCUCGAAAUAUUGAAGAACCUUGGCAGGUAGGUAAGGAUCGAUUGAAGGCGUCGACAGUAUGCAAGCAAUGGAGAAGCUGCCUAUUUCACAAAGACUUGUGGAGCAAUCGAACUUUAAUUGUAAAAACUGGUCGCAUGAAAAAAUCAAGACAAACUGCACAGCUGAUUGGUCGUUAUCUUGGUCGAAUUACAAUUGAUUUCGAAGCUCAGAAUUUUGCAGCUGUUUUGUGCACUUUAAAAAUUUUAGAAAUAACAAGUCGAAGUACUAACUUAAGAUGUCUGACGUUCAAACCAACCAGCUGCCAUAUAUCCCUGCCUCCUACACAAUAUCAAGUUAUAAAUCAGCUUAUUGAGCGUUUAAUGGAAAUUACAUUGAAUACAAGGAAACUUCAACAUUUAUCCCUCGGUUGUAUAACAGAAUUUUGUGAAAAGAGCGCCGAAAUUGUCUAUAGUUUAGGCCAGCAUCAUGCCAAUACCCUUCAUUCACUGCAUGUUGCCAGCGUUCGAGAAAAUCCACAAAUAUCGAACGUUGGUCAACCGUUAAACGGUCUAUGCACUUUCAAAAUGCUGCAGAUUUUAAGCGUAGAUUACGACCAAUUGUCAAAUGAAAUUCUCAAAUCCUUAAGUUCAAAUCCAGUAACUUUGAAACAAUUGAAUCUUCAUGUUCAUAAUAUCGAUUUUGAUAAAAGAAUUAUUUCGAAGGAAUCUUGGAGAGUUUUAAUCUCCAAAUGCAAAAAUUUACAAGUAAAUUGUUCAGUCUUGCAUUCGGAAAAUGCUGCUUCUAGAUUGAAAGAUAUUAUACCAUCGUUUGUACCACUCGUUACACUACGCCUACUUUUCAAUGGCUAUUUGACAUCAUCACUUUUAAACUACCUUGGAAGCCAUUCCAAUACUCUAAAGUAUUUGGAUAUAAUUGAUGGAAUAGAUGAAACGCCAAGAAUUUACAGUGAGCCUCAAUACGGCGUGCCCGAUCCAUUGAUAAUGUUGGCUUAUCUAUGCACGAAUUUAAGACGUCUAACAAUUAUAGGCUAUUUAAUCUUGGAUGAAUAUAUCAUAGGAAUUUCAAGAUUAAGAAGGAAAACGUUGAAGUCCCUUUUGGUUCCACAAUGUUGCAUCGGUAUUACAGGGGAAGCAAUGGAUAAUAAUGUUUUUGAUAUGAAACCAUAUGAUGAAAAUUUUAAUUCAGAGAUUAGCUAUACUCUGAAAACAGACUGGAGCCCAUUGCAGGACUACGAAUUACAUCCGUCCAUCGUCGAUCCAAUGGCCGAUGCGGAAACUGCAUACCUUCAUUUGCUGUUAUCAGAUCAGAAGAUGUGUGUAUGA
Messenger RNA from Dimorphilus gyrociliatus, 1403 nucleotides. The record is from the annotation of a GenBank genome assembly. Lineage: Eukaryota; Metazoa; Annelida; Polychaeta; Dinophilidae.